CCCAAACUCAAUCUGCUCCAAUCGAAGUGGUCAUCAAGGCAAGGGCAACUUUUGACGAAGGAGCCUCUUGGAGCCCGGAAAAGUUUUAAUCCCGCCAAUAACAGUCCCCGAAGUGGCUCCCGAGACAUUCCAGAUUUGAAGGAGCCUCCUCCCAUGAGAGGUGCUCAAAUCAAUGUGGCCGUUCGUUAUCUGAAUCACUCUCAGAAUAUCGAGCAUAUUCAUCUGAGUCGGGCUAUAAUGUCCUUGAAGGCAAACGAACGACACCACUUGCUCCAUAAUGAGUGUUCAUCCAUCUUCCAGGGAAGACCUCGAAUUAACCCGAGAGGCUACACGGCCUGCGUCUAUGGAAACGAGAUGCGAGCUCGACGACAUAGGAUCAAGACCGUGUGCGAGGGACACAAUGGGAUAAGGAACCGAUCCGAGUUGGUCACCGAGCGGUUUUUGAUCGUGAAAUAUCGCCAUUUAGUUUGGUGUCCGGUCUACAAAGCCGCCUCCACCAAUUGGAUGGUGACUCUCCCAUCCCUCACGAAUUUCUCGCCCCGGGAUUUGGAUGCGUUGAGUCUCAAAUACCGAAGCCAGAAUGAAUUGGCCCAAUUUGUAGCCAAGCCCCGGCCUAAAAGCUCGUUUGAAGCCUACAUGGCCUUGCGGCCUAAGCCGGUGACAUUUCUCAUUGUCAGACAUCCUUUCCACAGGCUCCUGAGUGCUUACAGGGACAAAAUCGAGGCCGACAACGCUUACUUCUUUGCAAAAUAUGGCUCUGGGAUAGUGACUAAAUAUCGUUCCGAGGCCUUGGAACGCUUUGGAACCACUCAUAGUAAACACGGAACCGUCUGGAGUCCCAGGCCGACAUUUUGGGAGUUUAUUCAAGCGGUUCUUCGCGACGGUCUGAUGGACCCACAUUGGCACCCAAUUUCCUCUUGGUGUGGUCUUUGCCAUCUUCAGUUUGAUUUUGUCAUCAAAUUCGAGAAUUUAAGAGAGGAAGAGGACUUUCUGCUCGGCCAACUGGGCCUGAAAAACAUCGUGCCCAUAUCUUGGGAGAAUCGCAAUACCCAGGGAGCCCCUUGGAGUUUGGCACUUCAAAGGCAUUACUUCUCAGCCCUGAACUCCACGGAAAUGAAAAAGUUGCAUGAGCUCUAUCGUGAUGACUUUGAGCUCUUUGAAUACGACUUCAAAUUGAGCGACUAUCAUCUGCACACAGCAGUGGACAAGAGAGGUAUCCAUGCUCUAGCGAAGAAACUCGGACAAGCAAGAUAAGAUCCUUGAGAUAAGAAGAGGAGCUAAAAAACGUGGCGGAUUCACUCUGCAGCAACAGGCACAACGUCGAC
This is a messenger RNA of Tigriopus californicus, 1325 nucleotides long. RefSeq names its product carbohydrate sulfotransferase 8-like. Lineage: Eukaryota; Metazoa; Arthropoda; Copepoda; Harpacticoida; Harpacticidae. The record is from RefSeq and is a predicted model, not a curated record. Gene Ontology annotation, molecular function: sulfotransferase activity. The coding region runs from base 154 to 1254 and encodes 366 amino acids. Gene Ontology annotation, biological process: carbohydrate biosynthetic process. The transcript has 3 exons. Gene Ontology annotation, cellular component: membrane.